AUGCCCGACGACGUCAUGGGGAGCUCCGAGCCCUCCUCCAAGCAGUCUCCGAUAGCCAGCGCGUCUGCUCCGACAACGCAUUUCUUCCCCUUCGCAACGUCUCCGGAUAUCAUUCGCUCUCAUGAAAAGGAUUCUUUCGCCACAGCCAAUCUGACGAACCAGGCGCAAUCGGUCGUCCGAGCUCUCAAGGGAGCCCGGUUCGCGCACGGAAAUGCAGAUACCAUCAAGAACUUGACCGAACUGCUAUACUUUUCCCUAACAACGCUCAUUGGGAAUCGCACCUUGGGGGAAGAAUAUUGCGAUGUUGUACAGCUCGAAAAUGACACAUUGCAGCUCCCUUCGCUUGCGCGACGACUUGGUUAUAUCGUUAGCAGUGUGUUGAUCCCCUGGAUGUUUAGCCAUUCGCUCCCGUCACUGCGCCGCAAGCUUCGCGCCAGGUUAGAACGAAGUAUCGCCAGGCAACAAGUGAAAGCAGCGACUCAGGGAUCCUCAUUUAGCACGGAGAAUAAUUCGAAGAAACCAUCUUUUUGGAACUCACUGCGAGUCCAGGAAUAUAUCCUUGAACACCUCGACUCCUUGACUUCGCCGUCUCCUAUGUACGCCCUAAGUUUAGCGACCUUCUAUUUCACGGGCGCCUAUUAUCACCUGUCAAAACGAAUCUGGGGCCUGCGAUAUAUCUUCACGAAGCGGAUAGACGAAAGCGAACAGCGGGUGGGCUACGAAGUGCUCGGCGUCCUUCUAGUCCUACAAAUGACCAUACAAGGCAUAAUCCAUCUACGAAAAACAAUAAAAUCGUUUCAAGAAGAGCGAGAUUCUAGUGCCCAAGCCGCGCCAGUUGAGCAACAAAAGGGAGAGACCUCACUCUCAUCAAUCCAAAACCCGCCGUCGAUUCCCACCCUCAACGCGAGUACUCCUCGGUAUGAUCUUUCCGAAAACCCGUCUGCGGUAGCAUGGAUUCCAGAAGGGCAAAAUCAGAAAUGCACAUUGUGUCUCGAGCUGUUUAAGGAUCCUAGUGUGACUACCUGUGGUCACGUAUUUUGCUGGACAUGCAUACGAGACUGGGUUCGCGAAAAGCCCGAAUGCCCGCUAUGUCGACAAGAAGUUCUUGCAUCAAAGAUUCUGCCAGUUCGAGGCUAG
Molecule: messenger RNA, 1137 nt
Organism: Talaromyces rugulosus
Lineage: Eukaryota; Fungi; Ascomycota; Eurotiomycetes; Eurotiales; Trichocomaceae
Exons: 1
Coding region: 1-1137 (378 amino acids)
Biological process (GO): protein import into peroxisome matrix
Cellular component (GO): peroxisomal membrane
Molecular function (GO): zinc ion binding
Source: RefSeq, a predicted model, not a curated record